Messenger RNA from Fomitopsis serialis, 933 nucleotides. RefSeq lists its product as uncharacterized. NCBI's taxonomy places the organism in Eukaryota, Fungi, Basidiomycota, Agaricomycetes, Polyporales, Fomitopsidaceae. The transcript has 4 exons. The record is from RefSeq and is a predicted model, not a curated record. Bases 116 to 823 code for a protein of 235 amino acids.
UUGCUAAUCGCCUCCGUGUCGCAGCGUUGUUCCGUGCAUCUCGUCCCACCUUUACGAGGUCGGAUCCUUCUCUCGAACAUACACUCUACUCGACUCCUGAUUGAGCUCAUCGUGCAUGCGGCAUGCUCGUGCACUUCCCAAGACGCGUCUUCAACGGCGGCACCCGCAGAUGGCUGGCAUGCGCCUGGAAGCGAAGAACAUGGGCAAGCUCACUAAUCGAGGGGACAGCAGCGUAACUGUUGUAGCCUGUACGCCCUCUGCAGAGGUUGCGACGAAGGAGAGGGGAUUGUCGCUGGAGGAACGGGGCAAAUCCCUGCUGAAUUGGCGAUCAGCUGUUCUUCACGAACGCGACUUCGCCGGCUCGAACCGCCCAGUACAUACGCAACAAUGCCCGAGAGCCCAUGGCUUGUACCAACACUCAUCCGGGACACCCUGUCACGUCGCGUGGUCCACCAGAAGUCUCCCACUGGCGAUAUUAGCUGGCAGUUCUUCCCGGCGCACGCAUCUGACUAAAGCCAGCCGUCGUUCUUACUCUACGCGAGCACUACCAGAUAGAAGUGGAGAUGAUUUUACUAUCCCUAGGGUUCCUACGAGAGUCCUGAAGGCGCGUGCGGAUGUGAUACGAAGAAUCAAUUCGAUUAUGCAAGCAACAUUUGGGAGACGGUUCGAAGUAGUGGUUUUCGGGAGUACUUGCUACGGCACGGAUAGCGCAGACAGUGACCUUGACCUAUGUAUGCUGGACCAUAAGAAACCCAACGGCACUUUGCCAGACGAUGACGUAGAUCUGUUUGGUCGGUCAUUACUUCUUUGUUCGUCCGUGUGAGGGAGGUAUUGACUAUAACACAGGGCCGUACGAUGUUGAGUGAGUGGCUUGAAUGAACUCCCUCACCGAGAGACUCAAGACCAUCAGGGCUGUCGCGGCUGCACUUAAGA